Acanthosepion pharaonis is the source of this 1299-nucleotide messenger RNA. The record is from the annotation of a GenBank genome assembly. Lineage: Eukaryota; Metazoa; Mollusca; Cephalopoda; Sepiida; Sepiidae.
AUGGAUGUGGAGAAUAAAAGAAAAGAAUAUAUACAAAAAUGGGAAAAUUACAAAUCCCAAAAAUUAAAGGAGAAAGCAGAGAACAUAAAAAAAGCAGAGAACAUGAAAAAGACAAAACACACUUCAUUAUCAUCAAAAGUGACCAGAUACUCUGGGGUCACAAAAUUAAGGAGACAGACAUUGGCUUCUUUUGAAAACAAAACACACAUGGAUACCAGAAGUCGAUUGUCACUUGCACCAUAUCUUCAUAAACCAUACUCCCACAAUCAGUCGAAAUGUUUAGAUGAAAAAAGAGAGAAAAUGAAUGAAUGGCUACGCAAGAGAGGCAAAGCUCCAGUUACCAACAGACACAGCUUAUGCUUCUGCAAGCAGGCCCCUGACCAUGAUGGUCCCCGAUGUAAAAGAACAUUGACUAAAGAAGAAAUAAUGAUGCAGAAGAAAAAACUUGAUGAUGAGAAGCAUAAAGUUGCAGAAUGUGAUCAGGAAAACCUUGAAAAUUGUGAAGUUAAAAAAGAUGAACAUCUCUUUCCAAAAAUGGAAAUACCUAAAGAAACACUUCAAGAACUUAACGAGUCUGAGCAGAUGGAUCCUGUCAUUCAAGAAUGUUCUAUUUUGUUAGAUGCUGGUUGCCCUUCAAGUAACAUCUUAAAUUGGCUGAAAGAAAUACAGGAUCGUUUACCAGCAGUGAUGAAUUCUGCAGAGUUUUGGUUGCUGAAAGCUCGUGUUCAUGCAAUUGACAAAGACAUAGAUAGUCUACUGGAAGUAUUCAGCAAUGCAAUGAAGCAUAGAGCUACACCCAUCAAUACAAUUGCUGAUUCAAUGCCACAGAUGAUAAAGGAUGUUAUGUCAUCUUCUAAUGAAACUAAAAAAGAUGAAAUAUGCACUGUGGAAGAGAUGCCGGUUUCAGAAAAUGAAUUAGUUGAUUUGGACGAAAUGAGUGAUGAUGGCUCUCUUUACAGUCCAUCUCAAUCUCCAGCAUUUAUGGAUAGUAUCUUUGACUAUGAUGUUGAUGAUAUUGAGUACAAAACACCUGUGCCUCCAGUAACUCCAGGAAUGAUGAGACUCCCUGAGUCAUCUUCUAUAAAAUAUUCAGUUAAAAAAACGACUCCAUUCAAAAAGAGGGGUAACAACCAUGAUGAGUCUGCUGUGAUUGUCACACCUGUGCGUCGAUCAAAUCGUAAAAGCAUGGGAAGAAAAUCACUUGUUGAAAAUGUGAUUAGCUCUUUAGACGAACUUUCUUUUUCUGACAAACAAAACCUUCUGUUGAAAUCCAAUGUUGCUUUAGAGAACUUCAACUAA